AAAUUUUUACCAUCUCACUCAUCUACAAGAUAUCUAAAAAUGAGCGAAGCUUACAAUUUCCUGUUCUCCAGAUGCCACGUUGCACAUGAAAGAAUUCUCAAACUCCACCAGUUCAGAGAGAGAGCCAAACCAAACUUAAAAGCCGAAGACGAAGAAUCAUUCGUCGUUAAUCCUCUGCAAUGAAGACCCGACGUUAGAUUAAUGGAGCAAAGAAGAAGGAUGUCAACUAAAUCUGAAGAGAACCAUGACAUUCCUAUAGACUUCUCCUUCCAAGAGGACCUCCCUGGAAACGAAUCAGAUUUGUAUCAGGAAAAGUUUUAUGACGCUAAUAUAGCAAAUGCCAUAUGGAAAGACGAUCUUGAUGAUGGAUUCUUGACAGAUAACCUCCACGACCAAAAAUUCGAACUACAUGAAUGCCACGAAGAUCGCGGAGUCACAAAUACAUGAAUUGUCCUAGAGGACCAAAAUAAUUUUGAAAACGUGAAAGAUAUCCAAGAUGAGAAUUUCCUGGAUGAUAAAAAUUAUAACUACAAGAAUCUAGAAUUGGAAUUAGCCAGCUUCCAUCAAUCCUUCGACACGUUUGCAAUGCCAGAGAUUAAAGACAACCUUGUUGCUGUCAAGGAUCUUACUGUAUUUGGAAAAGUUGUAUCUACAAAGGAAGAUGAACCCGCUCCGCAAGCAAACGUCAACCCCAUUGUUAAAAGUUCGAAAGGGCGGGGCAUAAAAAGGAAGACUAAAACUAAUUCGUUUGCAUUAGGAAGAACUUGCUUCAGAGGCAUGAGUAAUUACUUUAAAAACAAGUUUGAGCCCUUUUUGAAACAAUGGGAAAAAGAUUUUUCGAACACUGAAAGGAAAUCAAUGGAUAAACUAAUCAAAGAUUUUAUUCAAAUCGAGUUUACAGAUUGCCAGCACUGAGUAGAUUCCGAUGAGUUCCUCAAUAGCAUGGUGACAAUUCUGCACUCUCAAAACUACAAGAAGCCAGACGACUACAUCAAGAGAAGAGACUUUAGAAAAAUCAGAAGUCUUUUAUACUGUUUUUCUUCCAGUGCCAAGAAGAACUUUAUCUCUGACAAGACCUACGCUAUCAUUUUUCAGAAUUUCUUUGUCAAGGCACGCGAUGAGUUCCUAGGAUCUAAGGCUAAGGCGAAAAAUCCUGCAUUCCGUGAUGAACUAAGUCAGGAAUUGGAGGAUAUUUAUUACUUAUCCCUGGAGACUCUAAAGGAAAGUCAAUAGUUAUUUUUCUUUCCUUUGCUCGUCAUAUUUUUAACGCUCUUUUAUUUGAUAAUACCAUUUGUA
This is a messenger RNA of Moneuplotes crassus, 1296 nucleotides long. The record is from the annotation of a GenBank genome assembly. Lineage: Eukaryota; Ciliophora; Spirotrichea; Euplotida; Euplotidae.